UUACAAUUUCCUCGGUCUUUCCUUUCUCUUUUACUUUCAAUACCAAUUUUGACUCCCUCAAGCGUUUGCAAAGCACUCGCUUCAUCAUCAAAACCACACUACUCUUCCCCUUCCAAGCUAGGGUUCGAAACUAGGGUUUUUCAUUCUUCCUCUGUAGAUCUCCAACAAUGGGAUCCCUAUUCAGCAAGAAAACUGGGGGAAGCAGUAACGGAAGCUCCCAAUCGAACCCCAAUUCAAACCACUUCACUCCCGAUCUCAUCACCUCCUACGAAGCAGCUUGUGAGCUCGAUCCAGACCUCCAAUCCUUCGAUUCGAGCCUCCAAGAGCGCACCAGCAGAGUCAUCUCCACCCUCGCCGUCGGCGUCGAGGUCCGAUCACUCUCCCUCGACUCCCUCCGCGAAGUCACCGGCUGUUUGCUCGAGAUGAACCAGGAAGUCGUCAAAGUCAUCCUCGAUUGCAAGCAAGACAUUUGGAACAACCAAGAGCUCUUCGAUCUUGUUAAACAGUAUUUUGAGAACAGUCUAUUGACUCUGGAUUUCUGUACUGCUCUCGAGAAAUGCCUCAAGCGAGUUCGAGAGAGGCAAGUCAUCGUUCAAGUUGCGUUGCAGCAAUUCGAGCUCGAACAACAACAGAGGGAAGGAAUCAAUAAUAAUAAUGACGACUGUUUCUCCAAAACAUUGCAGGAAUUGAAGAACUUCAAGGCGGCCGGGGACCCUUUUACAGAGGAGUUCUUCUCUCUGUUUCAGUCUGUUUACAGGAAUCAAAUUUCGAUGUUACAGAAGCUGCAAUUGAAGAAGAAGAAGCUCGAUAAGAAAUUAAAGUCCUUGAAGUCGUGGAGGAAGGUUUCGAGCGUUAUAUUGGCAGUUGCAUUCGCGGCUGUUUUGAUUUGCUCGGUCGUGGCGGCGGCAGUUGCAGCGCCCCCGGUUGUGACGGCUUUGGCAGCUGCGGCGGCAGUUCCGCUAGGAACGAUGGGUAAAUGGUUUGAUUCUCUUUGGAAUAAGUAUGAGAAUGAAGUGAAAGGAGAGAGGGAGAUCAUUAGUUCAAUGCAAAUUGGGACUUAUAUUGCGAUUAAAGACUUCGAUAGCAUUCGGGUUCUUGUGGGUAGAUUGGAAAUUGAAAUGGAAUCUCUGUUGCAGAAUGCUGAUUUUGCUCUUCAAGAAGAGGAAGCAGUGGUUUUGGCAAUUGAUGAGAUCAAGAAGAAACUGAGUGGGUUUAUGCAAACCAUUGAUGAUUUGGGUGAGCAUGCUGAUAAGUUCAGCCGCGACAUUAGGCGGGCGAGGACAGUGAUUUUGCAAAGGAUUAUCAAAUAUCCCACCAACAAUUGAUAUACAACUUUGUUUGUGAUUUGUUGUACAAUUUGAGCACAUUGUGUGGCCAUUUUACCUCAACCAGAACCCUUUGUGCGGAUAAAUUUAUCAUAAAAAAGAGAGAUUUUUACUGUAACAGGCCAUUGUAGAGUUGAUAUUUGUCUUUAAUUAAAAUGGGAUUUUCUUGGUAGCUUCAAUAGAUUUCACUUAGUUCGUAUAUUAAGAUCACUGACAUUGAAAGCUUUCUAUCAUUCUAUGUAACUAGUUGGUUGUUUGAAGAAUGGAAAACAUGUGGUUACGCA
This is a messenger RNA of Camellia sinensis, 1609 nucleotides long. RefSeq names its product UPF0496 protein 1. The record is from RefSeq and is a predicted model, not a curated record. Lineage: Eukaryota; Viridiplantae; Streptophyta; Magnoliopsida; Ericales; Theaceae.